CGCGCACCGCCGUGCCAUCAGUGCGACGUGCGCGCACGUCACUUUUUACUCCAAAUUGCAAACGUUCCAAAUUCAAAUUUGACAGCCGAAAGUUUGUGAUCGUUCUUUUUAUUGGUGAAUUGGAUUCUGUGGUUUUCUGAGCCAGGUCGUCGGAGUCGAUAAGAUGGUGCAUUUUAAGACUGUGGUGUUGGUACUGGCGCUGGCGGCGCUGGCAGCCGCGAAGCCUCCCAAACGAAAGCACUACAAGCGCGAUGCGCCGCUGAGCUCGUCCUACCUGCCGCCAUCACCUUCAAGCAGCUACGGAGCGCCCAGCCGGCCGUCAUCUAGCUAUGGAGCCCCGUCACGGCCUUCAUCAAGUUAUGGAGCCCCAUCACGCCCCUCAUCCAGCUACGGAGCCCCACCGAAGCAGAGCUACGGGCCUCCACCUUCAAGCUCGUACGGCGCACCCCCUCCUUCCUCCAACUACGGCGCCCCUCCGUCAAGACCCUCGUCGAGUUAUGGAGCUCCCCCCAAACCAUCCAGCUCAUACGGAGCGCCCGCCAGACCGCCCGCGACCAGCUAUGGUGUCCCCACUGGACCUUCCACCACAUACGGAGCACCGUCUAAGCCCUCUAGCAGCUACGGCGCCCCGCCUAAACCAUCCAGCUCUUACGGUGCCCCGUCUAAGCCCUCCAGCUCUUAUGGCGCUCCCCCUCCCUCAAGCUCCUACGGCGCACCUUCCCCGCCAUCUAGUUCAUACGGCGCUCCACCUUCCUCUUCGUACGGCGCUCCCUCAGGCGGCUCCGGUCACGGCGGUGGCUCUGGACACGGUGGUGGUUCCGGGCACGGCGGCGGCUUCAGCAGCGGUGGAUUCAGCAGCAGCGGCAGUGGGUUCAGCAGCAGCGGUUUUGGUGGCAGCGGUUUCGGUGCUUCAGGUCCUUCGAGCAGCUACGGCGCCCCUGCCCCUCCAUCCAGCUCCUACGGCGCACCGUCUCCUCCUUCAAGCUCUUAUGGCGCCCCUUCUCCACCCUCUAGCUCGUACGGCGCCCCCGCCGCUCCUCCCUCCAGCUCUUACGGUGCCCCAUCCCCUCCUUCUAGCUCAUACGGCGCCCCUAGCUCUGGAGGGUUCUCGUCCGGUGGACACUCGUCCGGUGGUCACUCAUCCGGUGGUCACUCAUCCGGAGGUCAUGGUGGCGGCGGCGGCGGUGGUGGUUACUCGUCUGGCGGUCACUCUAGCGGUGGAUUCUCACCCUCCAGCUCGUACAGCGCUCCUUCUAGCUCGUACGGAGCGCCCUCUCCUCCGUCUUCCUCGUACGGUGCCCCGGCUGCUCCCUCAAGCUCGUACGGCGCCCCGGCUGCCCCGUCCAGCAGCUACGGUGCUCCUAGCUCUGGUGGCGGACAUGGAGGGUUCUCUGGUGGCUUCUCUUCUGGUGGUCACUCUGGCGGCGGCGGCGGUGGUUACUCAUCUGGCGGCUCUGGAGGGUACUCGUCUGGCGGUCACGGAGGCUCCGGUGGCCACGGAGGCUCCGGUGGAGGCGGCGGCUACCCCAGCGGCGUCCCCGACACCAUCAGCCAGGGCUACGACUCUAACGGCGGCUAUGUGUAUUAGAAAAUCAUUGCAAUUCCUUAUGUGAUAGAUCGGUGAUAGAAUAUUCGUGUCAGUCAUUUUCCAAGAGCAUCUUAAGUUUUACGAUGUGUAGACCACAGUGAUAACAUGUUUUGUGAUAGAUGAAUAUUGUUUGGGAUAUUAUGUAUUGUGCGUAGUUCACUCACACUGUGGUCUGGCACAUUGUUCCCAGCUGGUGCGUCUGCUCUGUGACCUGUCAGCGCCACCUAGCGGCGUCUGAGUACUCGAUCAAGUUAGUCUCUCUAUUUAUUUAGUCACGCCGUCUCUAUCGCUGACUCGUGUGUAAGAACAAUACUGAGCGAAAGUAUUAAUUAUAUUAUUUAAUUAUAAUGACGAACUGUACAAAAUUAGUUUAAGAAAAGAAUUUUGUAUAAAUUAAUAAAAAUGUAAAUAAUUAAA
Pectinophora gossypiella (pink bollworm) is the source of this 2005-nucleotide messenger RNA. It is a transcript of the gene Muc91C, whose product is annotated as pro-resilin. Bases 164 to 1588 code for a protein of 474 amino acids. Gene Ontology annotation, molecular function: transcription coactivator activity. Gene Ontology annotation, biological process: positive regulation of transcription by RNA polymerase II. The record is from RefSeq and is a predicted model, not a curated record. The transcript has 4 exons. Gene Ontology annotation, cellular component: RNA polymerase II transcription regulator complex. Lineage: Eukaryota; Metazoa; Arthropoda; Insecta; Lepidoptera; Gelechiidae.